ACAAGCAGGCAGACCCAGCUCAUAUAAACACUGAGAAAGCUGCUGAGUGGAUUCAUGGUGUUUUGAAUAAGAACUUGAUCACCGGUUCAAUUUGAAGUUCUGACUGGAUAUCGAUUUGAGAAAGCAUCUCAACACUAAUGAGCGCGAGCAAUUCUUCUGCCUAUCGAUCGGAGCGUAGUUACCAUCAGACGUCAUCCUCCUCAUCUUCAUCCUCUACCUCUGCAAACCCAUACAUGGAGAAGAGCCGAGGACUCUUCGCUGACGACUUUGGAUCUUUCAUGUGUCCGAAGGAUGCUUUGGGAUUUCCAAACAGAACAGGCACUGUUGGAAACAUCAAGACUCUUGGAGACACAUACCAGUUCACAGUGGACGUGCAAGACUUCUCGCCUGAGGAUGUGAUCGUCACCACCUCAAACAAUCAGAUUGAAGUUCAUGCUGAAAAGCUUGCUAGUGAUGGGACAGUGAUGAACACUUUCACCCAUAAAUGCCAGCUACCAGAAGAUGUGGACCCCACUUCAGUGAAGUCCAGUUUAGGGGCCGAUGGGACUCUGACUAUAAAAGCACAGAGAAACACAGCUAAACUGGAGCAUGCACAGACGUUCCGCACAGAGAUCAAAAUCUAGACCUGUGCCCUCCUGCUGUGUCUGUUUCACUGUGAUAAAUGACCUUGAAAAUAUAGCUACUUAGCCCUGCUUUGUCAUUCCUCCAUGACCUUCUCUCAUUUCUGCUCAUUAGACUUGGAUGGAAUUUAAUCCUGUCACAUGUAUUCAAAACCUUUAAGAUGAAUGCACUGCUAACGUCAGCUCUCUGCUAAUGACAUAUCAGCUUACAGGACAAAGUGGGCUCCAAAAUUCUGGAAGUACAUUUAAUCCAAAAUAUAAUUGAAACAUUGAAAGAUAUCAGAAUAUAUAUGGCUAUACAGUAGAUAUAGUACUUUAGUACUUUAAAUUAAAUUUAGUUCACCCAAACAUGUAAAUCCUGCCAUUAUUUACUCAUUUUCCACUUGUUCCAAACCCAAUUAAGUUCCGUUGAACACAAAAUAAAAUGUGCAAUGAUGGAAAA
Messenger RNA from Danio rerio (zebrafish), 1062 nucleotides. RefSeq names its product heat shock protein family B (small) member 7 (gene hspb7). Lineage: Eukaryota; Metazoa; Chordata; Actinopteri; Cypriniformes; Danionidae. Gene Ontology annotation, biological process: heart development. The record is from RefSeq and is marked provisional.